AUGCUGAGGGCUAGGCUAGCCAACCUUGCCAAGCUAGCAAGUGAGGCCACAUGUUGCACAUGUGGGCCAGGCUGGAACAACAGCCCACAUGACAGCAUAUGGCACACCAUAGAGGCCAGCAAGGCCACCCACUUAAUCCGGCAGUAUGAGCACACGGGCGUGUUUCCAGAGGAGGAGGUGGAGCGAGCGAAGUACAGAGGAGCGCCGGCAGGGGAUGAGAAGUCCAGCCUAACCUGGCAACCCCCCUCCAACCUCCCCCUCCCACCCCUCACCUUCUGCUUGCCCCGUCGUACUCAUGCCGCGCCAAAUGCUGCCUGCUGUUUCUUCCUGUUUUUCAACCCAUUUAUCCCCAACAGAAACCCACCACAGGCAGCCUAUUUAAUCCGGCAGUAUGAGCGCACGGGGGUGUUUCCAGAGGAGGAGGUGGAGCGAGCAAAGCACAGGGGAGCGCCGGCAGGGGAUGAGAAAUCCGGAAUCGCCUGGCAACCCCCUUCCAACCUCCCCCUCUCGUCCGCCUCCCACCUUCUGCUUGCCUGUUUCAUUCACGCCGCCGCCUACCUGAUUCGGCAGUAUGAGCGCACGGGGGUGUAUCCAGAGGAGGAGGUGGAGCGAGCGAAGCACAGAGGAGCGCCGGCAGGGGAUGAGAAGUCCGGAAUCGCCUGGCAACCCCCCUCCAACCUCCCCCUCUCCUCCCACCGAGGGGCCCUGCCUCGCCUCCCCAUCAUAGCCGUUACCGCAAACGCUCUUAAGGAGGAUGAAGAGCGGUGCUAUGCGGUGGGGAUGGACGGGUUCCUGGGGAAACCGGUGCAGUUUCCGAAGCUGAAAGAGGCGAUUUCUGAGUUUAUAGAACUCCCCGGGUCACGAUUGCUGCAAGGAGCCGGGAGUGGUAUGAGUGGAGGAGUUGGGAGAGGGGGAAUUGGGCAAUCUAACCCCAAUUCAGGGGCAUCGGGAGGGUUAAUAUCCAUGGGGAGCGGGGUAGCAGCGCUGCUAGCAGGGAUCCCCCCACAGGCCGCCGGCGCCCCUGGGUUUCCCGCCCCGUCCAAGCUCUCGGGCGGCGUCCAGCGUCUCGUAGUGCCCGCCCGGCCGAGCAGCUACAGUGGCUCAGGGUCGGCGAGCGGCAGCAUGACUUACACAGGGGAUGAGGAGGAUUAUCAAGGAGAAGAGGGGGAAUUCGAUGAUGAGUACGAUGAUGAGUAUGAUGAUUACGAGUCGACUGUUUACUCGCCUAGAUCCGCAGCGGUUCGACGCGGUGCCAGGACUCCUGGAGGGGCGAGCACGGCUAGAACCCCCGGGGGAGCGAGUAUGGCUAGAACCCCGGGAACCACUAGAAGCUUCCGAACGUCGAUGUUUUACGAUGGGAGGGAGGAUAGGAGCGUGUAUGGGGGGACAGGGAGUGUGUAUGGGGGUGCGGAGAGCGUGUAUGGGGGCGCGGCUAGUAGCGUGGGUACGGGAACGACUGAUUUUCAUGCGCAGAGAGUGGUGACGUUGCGAGGGGGGACCGCGCCCCUGGGAGGGGGGAUGGGAGGAGGUGGGGGCGUGGGAGGGAUGGGAGGAGGAAUGGGAGGGUUAAGAGGGACGGGAGGGGUGGGAGGGGCAGGAUUCGGAGCAGGAGGGCUAGCAGGUGGAGCAGGGCUGGCAGGAGGAGCAGGGUUAGCAGGAGGGGGAGCAGCUGGGGGAUUGUCAGGAGCAACUGCUGCUAAUAUAGCAGCACUGCGCUAUCUUACUGCCCGCGCUGCAGGUAAUACUGGGGUAGGUGGAACUGGGUUAAGUGGUUUAACAGGGGCUGGUAACCCUGCAGGGGCAGCUGGCACAGGGUAUAAUUUGGGCAAUAACCCGAACCUGUAUAGGGGUACGGGUGCGGGAAUGGGAGGGCCGGGGUCUAUAGGGGGUAGUUCCCUGUCGUCUUUUUCUCAUCCCCAAAGGAAUUUGGCUCAAGGAGGGAGGCUUUUGGGAGGGAAUUUGGCUUAUAACGGAGGUGCUUAUAAUGCAGCGUUGGGUGGUGGGGCGGGUGUUGGGGGAGUGGGAGGGGGGUUGGGAGGGGCAGGAGGCCUGGGCGGAGGUUUGGCAGGAGGCUUGGGGGGAGGUAUGGGAGGAAGUUUGGCAGGUGGUUUGGGAGGAGUGGGAGGAAGAGGGGCCUCUCAGGCACAGCAGCUGCAGUACCUUAUUCAGCAGCAGCAGAUGCUAUUGGCCCAUACACACGCUCAGAUACAAGCAAGGCAGCAGCAGCAGCAGCAGCUGCAGCAGCAACAGCAGUUGCAGCAGCAGCGGCAGCAGCUGCAGCAACAGCAGCAGCAAUUGCUGGCAGCAGGAGGGUUGGGGAGGAACUUAGGGGGAGGUAUGGCUGGUAGCACGGGGUUAAGUGCUGGUGGCGUGGGAGCGAUGGGGUUAAGUGGUGGUGGUGUGGGGAAUUUGGGGUUAAGUGCUGGAGGUUUGGGAGGUAUGGGGUUAAGUGGUGGUGGUGCUGGUAUGGGUGCUGGUGUAGGGGGGCUGGGAGGAGGUUUGAUGAAUCGAGGAGGGAUGGGAUUGGCAGGUAUGGGAACCGCAGGUUUGGGAGCAACAGGCUUGGGAGCAGCAGGCUUAGGAGCAGCAGGUUUGGGAGCAGCAGGCUUGGGAGCUGCAGGCUUGGGAGCAGCAGGAAUGGGAGCGAGAACUGGAGCACUGGGGGCAGGCGGGAUGGCCAAUGCUGGCUCUCUAGCAGCAUUGGGGCUAGGAGGAGGAACAACGGGAGGGCAAUUGCGGAGUGAAUUUCAAGGAAUGGGAGGGGUAGGGGACAGGGGAAGAGGAGAGAUGGGAGGAGGAGCAGGAGCAGGGGCAGGAGGAGGAGGACGAGGAGGAGGAGGGGUGCGGGGCACUGUAGCAGCCCGGGUCGCCCCUCAGCGCCGCCCGGAGUUCCUGGCCGGUGCAGUUACCAGCGAGAGCAGGUUCGGCGAGGAGAGCUACAGUGAGAGCGAGAGCACGAACGCCCGGAGCCGCGGCAGGUUCGGCGGAGGUCCGGGAAUGGGCCGCGAAGGCUCGGGGAUCGGGCAGAGCAUGAUCGGGGGGAGCUCGAGGGAAGGUGGGGGGUCUGUUACUUCGUCUAUGCUGAAAGGGAGUGUGGGGGCGGGACUGGGGGGGGUGAAUCUGAGAGAUGGGGGGUUUGUGAGUAGGUAUGGGCAGAGCCCAUAUCCUAGAGCUGGGGCGAGUGGGGGUGGGGGUAAAUGGAGCGAAAGUCAUACCUCCCGAACCACUUCUUCAGCUAAGGGCAGGGAUCUUGACAGGAGAGGUAUGGGAGGAGGUAUGGGAGGAGGGAUGGGAGGAGGGAUGGGAGGAGGGAUGGGAGGGAUGGGAGGAGGGAUGGGGGGAAUGGGAGGCGGCAUGGGAGGAGGGGAAGAAGGGGAUGGGAGGAGAGGGGGGUAUCAAGGAGGGUCCCCUCCUAGGAUGGCUGCAGGGCAAGCGGUUUCAGCAGCAGCAGCAGCCGCAGCAGCAGCGGCUGCAGCAGCAGCAGCAUCACAGAGAGCACUGGCAGCCACCUCUGCCGGAGCUGCAGCCAUGGCAGGCCGAGCCGAGAUGGUUCGGGAAGAGGAACGGGCCGAGCGGCGCCGAACCAAAGCCGCAGCUUCGGCAGCAGGGUUAGAAGGUAGAGAGAGAGGCGGGGGCGGUGGAGGGGGGUAUGGAGAUGGGAUGGGCAUGGGGAGAGAGGGUGGAGGUAUGAACGGUGCAGAUCAGGCGUUUGGGCCACCGAGGGAUCGAGAGUCGUUGAUUGCGUCUAAGAUGGAGCUUCAGGAGCGGGCUGUGCAGCGACGGUCCAGAUUGCAGGCCCCGCAACGGACGGCUGAGAUGGGCCAAGGUGGUGGUGGUGGUGGUGGCGCUCGAAACAUGGGGUAUUGGAACUAA
This is a messenger RNA of Closterium sp. NIES-65, 3873 nucleotides long. Lineage: Eukaryota; Viridiplantae; Streptophyta; Zygnematophyceae; Desmidiales; Closteriaceae. The record is from the annotation of a GenBank genome assembly.